Messenger RNA from Drosophila sulfurigaster albostrigata, 1140 nucleotides. RefSeq lists its product as uncharacterized. The record is from RefSeq and is a predicted model, not a curated record. The transcript has 3 exons. Lineage: Eukaryota; Metazoa; Arthropoda; Insecta; Diptera; Drosophilidae. The coding region runs from base 182 to 424 and encodes 80 amino acids.
GUAGCCCUGUCAGCCCUGGCAUGCUGCUUGAGAGAAUUUUUGCUUUUUUUUUGUAAAUUAAAUUAAUGCAUUAACAAUCUCAACGCAGAACGCUCGGAACUGCAUUAUUGAAUAGACGUCGGCAGAGGGCAUCGCAUUCAAAUUACUCACUCACACUAUAUAAUAAUUGAUUGAUCGGACAAUGAAAACAACUAAUAUCGGAUUAUAUGCAUUUCGUUUAACUUUCGGUCAGGCACCGCCGCUGUCCGCGCAGGCCUCGACACACAGCAGCCAUGCGUUCACCACCAGCUCGUCGGCGCCCAACCGUGUGGUGACCCGAUCUGCCACGAUGUUGGCCCUGUUUGGGAUUGCGCUCUCCUCGUUCAGCCUGAAGCAGCUGUUGUCCAAGAAGCACAACAAACACAAUCCGCUGCGCAAGCUUUAAACGUUGAUAGAUGAGGCUCAUCUUCUGUUAGAUAGUAUUGUUGUUGGCCAUGUCGUCCUCUGUUCGCUCGCCAUACAUUCUCAGUUCUCAUUUCACAUCGUAGUGUAUAUUUCUUUAUGUUUAAGUCAUCAUCAGCCAAAAACCGAUAGCGCAGCGACAUGGCAACAACAAUGACGAGGAGUUCAUAUUAUUAUUAUGAUUAUUAUAUAUUUUGAGACGGAUGGGAUUGAAUGUGUAUAUAAUUACUUGUUCUUCAUACAUACAACAAACAAACACACACAUACUCAAGAAACACAAACAUAUACGUGAACGCGUCGCCAACAGAAAAGGAAUAAAAAUUGUGAUAGUUACUAAUGAACAUGAUGAUGAUAAGGAUGAUGAUGAUGAUCGACAGGAUCGAGAUGAUGUUGCAAUGAAUUGUUGUUGAUGAGCGCAUCCUAUGGAAUCCCAAUGUAUAUUCUAUAUAUGUAUGUUUUCAAAGUCUCUGUCAACAAGUCCUAUUAUAUACAUAUAAGAUCUUUUAGUUAAAUUCUAAAUUUUAAACAAAACAAGCAACCCCCUAAAAGAAACGACUAAGUGAAGAAUUAUAAUACAACAUAUAACAAUAGCAACAGGAUAAAUAAUUGCCUAAUAAUGGUCUGCAAUUAUGGGCGAAAGUAUCCAAGUUUUGUAUUAGUUUUAGUUCAAUAUUCAAAUAAACCGCAUUAUUAUCGAAA